Molecule: messenger RNA, 1035 nt
Organism: Dunckerocampus dactyliophorus (ringed pipefish)
Lineage: Eukaryota; Metazoa; Chordata; Actinopteri; Syngnathiformes; Syngnathidae
Gene: fkbp3
Product: FKBP prolyl isomerase 3
Exons: 8
Coding region: 142-807 (221 amino acids)
Molecular function (GO): peptidyl-prolyl cis-trans isomerase activity
Source: RefSeq, a predicted model, not a curated record
GUUCACCGUCUGUCCAAUGAAAAUGGCGAACAAUCCAGCACGGAAAUGGAGCGAUGAGCAGCUCAAAAGUGACGAUUUGCCCAAGAAAGAUUCAGGAUAAAGCCGCACACUCGGUCAGAGUUCACCGAGUGUCCACUUAAAAUGGCGGACGAGCCAGCCCGGGAAUGGAGCGAUGAGCAGCUCAAAAGUGACGAUUUGCCCAAGAAAGACAUCAUAAAGUUCAUUCAGGACAAUGCGGCACAUUCGUUCCUCAACGAGCACAAACUGUUGGGAAAUAUCAAGAAUGUGGCCAAAACUGCAAAGAAAGAGCAGCUCGUCGUUGCUUACAACGAGCUGUUUGCUAGCAAAAGGUUUAAAGGCACAGAGCCGGUGGACGAAGUGACCGCGCAGGUGAAAGCUGUCAAAAUUGACGAGAAGCCCAAAGAGGUCAAAGCGGAAGUGGUGGACGAGGGUCCACCCAAAUUCACUAAAUCAGUCCUGAAGAAGGGCGACAAGACAAACUUCCCAAAGAAAGGAGACACCGUCAGCUGCUGGUACACUGGAACUCUGGAGGACGGAACUGUCUUUGACACCAACAUUCCCGCAGCGGCCAGAAAGAAGAAGCAAACAAAACCGCUGAGCUUCAAAGUGGGCAUGGGCAGAGUCAUCCGAGGAUGGGACGAGGGUAUUAUGACCAUGAGCAAAGGCGAGACGGCCCGCUUGGAGAUAGAAUCCGAGUGGGCCUACGGGAAGAAGGGCCUGCCUGAUUCCAAAAUCCCGCCCAACGCCAAGCUGAUCUUUGAGGUGGAGCUGGUGGCCGUGGAUUAACGGCUAAAACGUCGGUAACAUUAAUGGAAAGUCACAGCACCUUUUGCAGGGUUUUUUUUUUGUUGUUUUUUUUUUUGUCCCCCCACACGGUCUUGUUACGUUGACCAGCUUAUGUUUAUUUGUAAGGAGCAAUUUGUUUACCUCCUUUGGGGCAAUUGUGGAUCUUUGGGUUCUUGUGCAUUGUUUGUCUUUGUUUGCAUAAAUAUAUCCUUUUUUUUACAGACAAAA